Molecule: messenger RNA, 507 nt
Organism: Penicillium waksmanii
Lineage: Eukaryota; Fungi; Ascomycota; Eurotiomycetes; Eurotiales; Aspergillaceae
Product: Transcriptional activator ptaB
Exons: 1
Coding region: 1-507 (168 amino acids)
Source: RefSeq, a predicted model, not a curated record
AUGAUGAUGGCGCAACCGUUUCCCGCCCAUCAAGGCAUGCAACAUGGCAUGCCCCCGGGCCACCACCCAAUGGCCGCACAACAUCCCAACGCCGGACAUCCUGGACCUGGAAUGGUACAACAAAUGCAUCCUGGUGUCUCUCAACCGGGCGGGCCCCAGGUUAGCCAGCCUGGCCCCAUGAUGGGUGGGAUGCCCCCGGGCGCUGGCACCGCUGGUCCUGGCGGUCCCGUCCCGAACGCCCAUGCCCUCUCCCAUCUGAACCCCGCGAAUGCGCAUAUGUUUCAGCAACAGGGUUUUCCUCAAAAUUGUGAGUUCUACUUUAACAUCCUGCCUGCCAUAUUUUAUUACCCUCAGGAAUUUCCUGGUCGUCUUUCACAAUCAACGCGCGAUCGGCGCCGGAGAGAGUCCAUCUAUCUCUCUCUCCCCUCAACUCAACUACGUUCACCGCAACCUCAAAGGCAAUCGUUCCUCUAUUAUGAGUACAUGCUGAUGUUUUAUGCCUCGUAG